This is a messenger RNA of Phytophthora nicotianae INRA-310, 420 nucleotides long. RefSeq lists its product as hypothetical. The transcript is spliced from 2 exons. The record is from RefSeq and is a predicted model, not a curated record. Lineage: Eukaryota; Oomycota; Peronosporomycetes; Peronosporales; Peronosporaceae. The coding region runs from base 1 to 420 and encodes 139 amino acids.
AUGACGUCCGUGCACCUUGCAAUCUCUAAGCUUCCCUGGUCCUACGAGCUCACAAACUUCCCGAAGACUUCAAACCAUAUUAACAAAGCUCCUCCAGUCAAGUUGCACCCUGAUGCUGCCUGCAACUACUGCAACGAAGUUUUCACGAACGCUCAACCUAGUCGCCAUCUCUACCCGCACAUUCAAGUGUGUUCUCGUGCCACGACAACGACGAAGAAAAGGUGGGCAGAAUUAGCCUCUCAGAAGAAACGCAAGGCAAGCUUUGCGGAGAUUCGCUCACCAUCUAAGUCUCGUCGAACUAGCUACGGGGACUCUGUGCGAACACCUCCUCCAAAGGCCGAUGUGAGCAAGGCUGAGGAAGAGAGUUUUCACCUUGACGUUGCCAAAGCCUUUUCACAUCUGGAAUACCUUUUCGGGUGA